Messenger RNA from Dichomitus squalens LYAD-421 SS1, 826 nucleotides. RefSeq names its product Sedlin. Bases 57 to 599 code for a protein of 180 amino acids. NCBI's taxonomy places the organism in Eukaryota, Fungi, Basidiomycota, Agaricomycetes, Polyporales, Polyporaceae. Gene Ontology annotation, cellular component: cytoplasm; TRAPP complex; nucleus. The record is from RefSeq and is a predicted model, not a curated record. Gene Ontology annotation, biological process: endoplasmic reticulum to Golgi vesicle-mediated transport. The transcript has 4 exons.
CAGCUGUGUAUAUCCCGACCCAGACUCGCCCGUUUGACCCUACUGACAUCAAAGCCAUGUCUCAUCAUCUGUUCUUGUUGUCGCCUUCAGACACCCCACUCUACAGCUUGACACAUUACUCUUCUAAGCCGUCGCAAACAACAACAUCUCCCUUGGCCUCCAACCUUCCCAGCUGGUCCACUUCUGCCUUCGCUGGGACACUGAGUGCUUUGUCUGGCGCGACUGUGGCAACACAAGCACACCAUGGACAGGGCGGGACAGUGAAGAUAGGCGGUGGGCAGGACAGGCAUGUCAUACAGAUGAUAGCGAACGCGAGUUUGGACGCUAUUGAGGAGGUUAUGCGCAAGGACAGUGUAAUGUACUUGAAAUCCGUAGACAAGUUCAAUGAGUGGACGGUCUCAGCGUUCGUGACGCCCGGCAACAUGAAAUUCGUGCUGCUACACGAGUCCCGUAACGACGACGGGAUCAAGGCGUUCUUCACUGAUGUCUGGGAGCUGUACGUCAAGACGAUGCUCAAUCCGUUCCACACGGCACACACUCCUAUCCGGAGUGCCGUAUUCGACGCUCGGGUUCGAGCUAGUGCGAAGAAACACUUGUAGCGUGCAGCAAGCGUGUGGCUGACGAGACAAAAGCGUGUGGAGAGGCGGGGCCAACGUCAGCUGCUCUAUUGUCCUUGCCAGGACCAAAGAGACAAGACGCCGACAGCUGGGGCCUGUAGGGAGCAUCACAUUUCAAUUCCCCUCAUGCCAAACAGAGCACGACAUAUGAGUGUACCGGUAUUGUAGGAUGUACUUAAUGCGAAUGGAUAAUGGCCAUUGCACAGGCG